Linum trigynum is the source of this 3682-nucleotide messenger RNA. NCBI's taxonomy places the organism in Eukaryota, Viridiplantae, Streptophyta, Magnoliopsida, Malpighiales, Linaceae. The record is from the annotation of a GenBank genome assembly.
CAUUAGAAUGGCAUAAUAAUAGAUUAACAGAUGCAAUGAAAUCAGCUUCUCUUCUCAUUUCUUUACAUAUAUAAUUUUUUCCUUCCUUUUGAUCUGGAAACUUUUCUUGGUGCUUUGAUGUACUGGCCUGGCUUGGCCUUUUCGAGCCUUUUGCUGCCGUCGUAUCAUGUGCUAGCUAACAACCGGAUUAGGGAUGGCAACCAAACUCGAACCCACGGGUACCCACCUGACCCAACCCGAUCAACGCGGGUAAAAUCCGUGUUGACGGGUUUUGGGUCGGGUUUGGGUUUAAACCCGUUCACUAUUCACCGGGUUGGGUUUGGGUUUAGGUAAACCCGACCCGUGGGUACCCACCCACACAUAUAAUUAAUUUUCUCGAUAUAUUUAAUAUUUUAAACAACUAAUCUUAUUUAUGUUUGUGGAAACAUGUCUAAUUUUUUCUUUCUAAUUGUGUAGAAUGAAGUUUGUGUUAUCGAGUGGAGAAUGAAGAAACUUAAUUGAAAGGAAGAAGCCUUCAAUUAAUAUGUUAUUUAUGGAUAAUUUAUGAUUUACUUCAAUUUUCUUGAGUUUUCUAGAUUGGUGUUGAACAAUUUGUAUAGUUAAUUUGUGAUUUGUUUGAAUUUUCUAGAAUGGUGUUUUAAAUAUGGAUAAUUUGUAUUGAGAGAUUGAUAUUUGACUUUAAUUUUGAUAGGAACAUGUUAUUGUAAAUUUUUUACGACAAAAACCCGUGGGUACCCAUGAACCCGCGGAUACCCAGCGGGUUGGGUUGGGUUUGAGUUUUUCAAACCCAGUGGGUUUUACCCCGGAUUUUUUUCACGGAUAAACCCAUGGGUUUGAGUUUGGGUUUGGCAAAACCCGACCCAACUCGACCCAUUGCUAUCCCUAAACCGGAUGCUCAAGUUAAGCAACUUCAGUUAAGGAAAAAUAAUUACCCUCUUUGUUCACUGCAUAUUGGUAGUCAUGAAGUGUGUUUCAAGUCACUGGACAACCCCCAAAUCAACGACUUUUCCUUCAUUUUUUUUAUUUGUUAUUUUUAGAUAAGAUACAUUUGAAUAGUUAAAUCUUUAACUCUUAUGAUAUAGAUGGUUUUUUUCUUUGAUAAGGAAAAAUUUAGUUACAUUUAGAAAUAAAUUUGUUUGACAAAUUUAGUCAUUUUCAUCAAAUAUCAGUUUUCGAUCUAAUUCAUCGAUCGGUCAAUAUAAUUUUAUCUUGAAGAAUCUAACAAAUAUAUCUAGUUUUGAUAAUAACGAAUCUAACCGAUUACAACGUACUAUACUAUGUCAGUGAUCAAUCAAUAUAAUUUUAUCACAAUUUUAUUGUUUCACAUAUACGGCUUGUGAUUAUAUAUUUUUAAAUCAUCCAUACUCUCAUGUUAGUUUGUGAUUUUGUUUGAAUCCCUCUAAUAACAUGAUCUACUUUCAAUAUGUGUGCAAUAGUCAAAACUGUACAACUUAAUUAAGUUACAUGAUUCUUGGAUGUGUUGCAACUUUUAAUAGAGAGUACCAAAUAAAACUAUGAUCCAAAUGGACUAUAAAAUUAUGAUAACUUUUACAUUUUUGUUUAAUGAUAAUUUAUGGAUGAUAAUAUUCAUCAUACUUAAAAUUUAAAUUUCAAACCCCAAAAAUCAUCUAGAAAGACCAUACAAUAAUAAACUCAAUUUUAACUCAAAUUACAAAUAAUGGACACACAAACCUGAGAGAUUAAUCUGAUAACUUACUUGUACUAAACCCCUUUUUUAGGCAACUUAUACAACAUCUACUAUCAAAAAUAUACUAUUGAGAAAAAGACCCAUAGCAUUUUCAUGAGUGGGACAAAACUUCACCAACUCCAUAACCAUCACCUCCCUUAUAUAAGAAACUAACCCUUAACAACAAUUAAGCUACCUCACAAGAACCAUAAACCUCCCUUCACCAACACAAACCAUUUUACCCCCUCAAAGAAACUUUCCACCUUUCAUAUCCCUCCCAACCUCUUCCUCUCUAACCCACUUAGCUUCCCCCUGCAAAGAUGGCGAGCUCUGCCUCAUUCGCCACAUCUCUAGCCCUCAUUUUCUGCCUCGUCGGAAUCUCUCUUCCGACCACCACACUAGCCACUACUUACACCGUCGGCGACACCAGCGGCUGGGCAAUCGGCGCCGAUUACACCACAUGGACCGCCGGCAAGUCAUUCAAAGUCGGCGAUUCCCUCGUGUUUAAUUACCCCGGCGGGCACACGGUGGACGAGGUGAGCGCUAGCGACUACAAAACGUGCACGGUGGGGAACGCCCUGAAUUCCGACAACAGCGGAGCCACCACCGUGCCCCUCAAGACCGCCGGCACACACUACUUCAUCUGCGGAGUCGUCGGACACUGCGGCGGAGGGAUGAAGCUCGCCGUCACCGUCGCUGCUGCUGCUGCUGGUGGUGGAUCCGCCACUCCCACUACCUCCCCUGCCUCCGGCGGCGGCGCCGAUACCACAACUACUUCCCCUGCUACCCCGGCCGCCACCGCUUCCACUACACCUAACCGCCAGGCGUCCAACUUCCCUGACUCUUCCGAGGCAGCUGACAACGUUGCGCCGUUGUUUGGAGCUGUCAUUGUGGCGGCGGCGGUGGCUUUGGUGAUGGUUUCGUCGUCGUGAGAGAGUUGUUGGGUGGACGGCCAGGAUAGAGGCAGUGCUCUGUUUUCUUCUCUGUUUCAUUUCCGUUGUGAUCUUUUUUUUUUAUGCUUUUGUUUUCAGUAUUUGGGUGUGCUGAGUUUGGUGGUUUAAUUAUGUUUGUUACUUUGUUAUGAAAUGAGUAGAGCGCUAGCUUAGCUAGCUAGGGAAUUCCAUGCUUUCAAAGGUGGAGAUUAAUAUAUGAUGAUGAUGCUUUGUUCAUCUUAUUUCUUCAUUCCCCCACUUUUAAUCAUCACUUUGGAUAUUUUAGUUUGAUCUUCUUCUUUAGAUGGAUAGUGGGACAGGAAAACUAUGGUACGUGUUAGGUUGCUAGCCUUGGCGCAUGAGUGAUUAUGAUUAUGGUGCCAACUAAUGCAUUUUUAGGGAUCUGUCAAAGUUAAUGAGAGUCGUUAGAUUGGAGGGAUUGUGAGAAAAAAAUUAUGGAGCUAAUACUAGUGGAAGGCAAUUUCUGAAUUCGUGAAAGAAAAUGUACCACAUCAUAGUCACUUCCCUCUCACUAUUUAUUUUUCCUCCCAGAUUUAAUUUUUGAUAGACCGUAUCUCUCGGAAAAAAUAUGAUUAUAAACCUCCUCAGUUAAAUUCUCAUGUAGAAACGCAUUGUUAAUGUCUAGCUAAUGUAUGAACCAACCACGGUGUGUAAAAAAUGAAUGAUAACCAACUUGGCAAUCGAAGCAAAUGUACCACGAUAUUCAACGAAGGCAUGCUAUGGACAGCCUCAUCAAUGACCGGAAGGUGAAAAAUUCCUCGAGACAAGAAGUUGACUGACCAAAUCAUAUAACUGAUAAGCCUUUUGUCCAGAUGAAUUAACCAAGGUAAGGUAACAUAUAUGCACCCUCCCCACACACACACUAGAUCUCAAAGAGUGAUCCACCUUUGAGCCGAAUGUUAGAAUUAGGUUGAACUCGGUUAAAAAAAGCAUGCAUACUUGUCUAUCUUCUUACUCUCUACUAGCUUGUGAUAGCUUCUUAACAUGUACACGGUCUUGCUAGUCUAAGGUUGAAGACGAUCAGUAAAUGGACAGAGCCCAU